UCUCUCCAGGCUGGUCCGGGAGUUCGUGGCCCAGAACACCACCAUGCAAAUCAAACAUGUGAUCCAGACCCUGUCUCAGGAGUUUGCCCUGUCUCAGCACCCCCACAGCAGGAAAGGGGGCCUCAUCGGCCUGGCCGCCUGCUCCAUCGCACUGGGCAAGGACUCGGGGCUCUACCUGAAAGAGCUGAUCGAGCCGGUGCUGACCUGCUUCAAUGACGCUGACAGCAGGCUGCGCUACUACGCCUGCGAGGCCCUCUACAACAUCGUGAAGGUGGCCCGCGGCGCCGUGCUGCCCCACUUCAACGUGCUCUUUGACGGGCUGAGCAAGUUGGCUGCUGACCCAGACCCCAAUGUGAAAAGCGGAUCUGAGCUCCUAGACCGCCUCUUAAAGGUAUUUGUACUUGGUCUCCGCCUUUAUUUUUAG
Molecule: messenger RNA, 424 nt
Organism: Vicugna pacos (alpaca)
Lineage: Eukaryota; Metazoa; Chordata; Mammalia; Artiodactyla; Camelidae
Source: RefSeq, a predicted model, not a curated record